AAUCUGCUCCGUUUGCGUCGCAACUACUCUCAGUAAUAAAUUGUCUGCUGAGAACGAAAGCUCUGCAUAUGAUGUGGACGAACGCAAGAAUCACAGUUUUUCUGUUCUAGGUUUUCGGAUCUCGGACGACUGAUUGAUUGACGAAGUAAUUUCUGGUUUUGAGUAUUUUUGGAUCUAUAACGACCAUAUCAUCCAUAUACUGUGGAGCCGAUUUUCUGUGCAUCUCUAACGAUAAAGAAGUUUGCAUUUCUCUUAUUUGCUCGAGAAAUAAAGCUGAUUAGGCGUUUGAGUUCAACUUCUCUCAACGAAGAUUCGAAGGAACUUAAGCUCUGUUCAGGGGAUGCAUUGAAGACGGUCAGAAAAACGCAGUUUAAAGGGACUCAAUCUAGAGGAAUUUGGAGCUUCUUCUGAUUAGUAUUCGGACCUCACACCUGAAGUCGGAGAGAAAAGAAAAGAGGCGUUUUUAUUGUUUAAGCCAAGUACACGGUUUCGGCGUUGAUGCGAAUGCUUUUCAAUGCACCAGGCCAGUAAAGAUCGAUAGUUAGGUUUUAAACAAAGCGGGAACACGAUUGGAGUAUCCGCCCAGCGCGUGUAUGUUGGGAGGGUACCUAAGCCUAAGGUCGAGGACAGAGUUGCAGUAGCGGAAGGAAACUCUUUUCAAAAUAAAUGCAGUACACGGUUUCGGCGUUGAUGCGAAUGCUUUUCAAUGCACCAGGCCAGUAAAGAUCGAUAGUUAGGUUUUAAACAAAGCGGGAACACGAUUGGAGUAUCCUCCCAGCGCGUGUAUGUUGGGAGGGUACCUAAGCCUAAGGUCGAGGACAGAGUUGCAGUAGCGGAAGGAAACUCUUUUAACUUAGUAAUCCAGAUUAGUUAUUUUGAGGGUUUCUCAUGGUGAUAUGAUGUCGGAGACAUUGGACAAGCCCUCGUUGCCUGCACGAGAAUUGGAUCCUCUGUUGAAGGAUCUCGACGAGAAGAAGCAGAGUUUCAGGAGGAACGUUGUUUCUUUGGCUGCUGAGUUGAAGGAUGUUCGGAGUCGGCUUGCUUCACAAGAAGAGUCUUUCGCACGAGAAACCCUGUCGAGACGGGUGGCAGAAACAAACGCGAGGAGAAUGGAGGAGGAGAUAUUUCGGUUGCAGAAAAGCUUGGAAGAGAGGGAUGGGCAGCUUCAGGAAUCGACCUCUACAGCACAGCAGUACCUCAAGGAGUUGGAUGAUCUAAGAUUGCAUCUAUCAACCACUCAAGCAACUGCAGAUGCAAGUGCUGCAUCAGCUCAAUCAGCCCAGUUACAGUGUUUGGCCUUAUUAAAAGAAUUAGAUGUCAAAAAUAGUUCACUGAAAGAACACGAGGGCCGCGUCAAUAGGCUAGGAGAACAGCUAGAUCUUCUGCAAAAGGAACUUCAUGCACGGGAGGCUUCUCAGAAGCAGCUGAAGGAUGAAGUUUUGAGAAUUGAGGAGGAGAUUAUGCAAGCAAUCACCAAAGCUAGAGCUAACAAGGAUUCUGAACUGAGAAAAAUCUUAGAUGAGGUUUCUCCAAAGAACUUUGUGAAGAUUAAUAAACAUUUGAAUGCAAAAGAUCAAGAGAUAGCAAAGCUGCAAGAUGAAAUCAGAAUUAUGUCUGCACAUUGGAAAUUAAAAACCAAGGAGCUUGAGUCGCAGUUAGAGAAACAUCGAAGAGCUGAUCAAGAAUUGAAGAAAAGGGUAUUGAAGUUAGAGUUCUGUCUUCAGGAAGCACGCUCUCAGACAAGGAAGCUCCAAAGGAUGGGAGAGAGGAGAGACAAGGCUCUGAAAGAACUCAGGGAUCAGUUGGCUACAAAACAGGGAGAGAAUGCAGUAAACGGCAAACAAAAUUUCUGGGAGAGCUCUGGCUUCAAGAUUGUAGUUUCCAUGUCAAUGUUGAUCCUGGUGGUUUUUGCAAAACGAAGUCAGAACUAUGCGUUUUCCCAUCCUGAAGAUUGCUUGUUGAGCAUCGUGGAAGAUGGAAUGGUGAACCAACUGCUCCAAUGGUGCAAACUGCCAAGACAGGUCACAGGGCGAUCUUUCAUGUAAUUGAUCAAAAUUGUACUCCAUGCGGGUGCAAAACACCACGGAUACUAGUACUGGAAAGGAAAGAGAGCUUAAGAUUCUUUGAUGAUACGCAUC
Messenger RNA from Nelumbo nucifera (sacred lotus), 2138 nucleotides. RefSeq names its product nuclear envelope-associated protein 2-like. The record is from RefSeq and is a predicted model, not a curated record. Lineage: Eukaryota; Viridiplantae; Streptophyta; Magnoliopsida; Proteales; Nelumbonaceae.